CGCUGGCGUUUCCGCCGGGCUGAGACCACAAAACUUUGGUUCCGCCAGAGAAGGAGAGAAGCGAGGAUAUGGGAAGUUGUUUCUCGGCGUCAGAGCCAUAGCGAAGAAGCUCAAUGGAUUCUUUGCCCUUCACCGCAGGAGAGCUGGUAUGUUUGGGGUCAAGCCUAGCCUUCUCGGGUCUCUUCUACUAUCUGCACAGGAAGAAGGCCAAGGUGGUGGCCAAAAUCCAGGAGGCUCCAAAGCUUCAGGUCAAUGCCAAUCUUCCCAGCAUCCUCUCUGCCACAGACAGCGGCUGCCUGGACUACGUCGUCAUUGAAGGAGUAGUACAGCCUGCCGAGGCCCCUCUGACCAGUCCAUAUCACAGAGAAUUGCAAGGGGUGAUCGAGAGACUGAUGCUGAAGGAGCAUCGCCUGAUCUGGAACAGUUUGGCCCGGAGCUGGACGGAUAGUGAGCGGGUGGUGCUGGAGCAGGUCCACACCGUCCCUUUUGUCUUGGCAUCCCCCGGCGGCAAGGAAUUUGGGGGGCAAGUGAGUGUGGAAUCACCCCUUGAUGCUGUCAGCCUUCCCCUGGAGACCGUGUAUGAGCGCUUCCAGCAGACCUCCCCAGGCUUCACGGACCUGUUGGGCCACUACCUGAGUGGAGAAAAGCCCAAGGGAUUCCUGGAGACAGAGGAGAUGCUCUUGGUGGGCAGCAGCCUCACCGGCAUUGGUCAACUGACACUUCAUCCAGAUGGGUCCCUCCACCUGCAGCCAGCCACCGAUGGCAAUGACUACUUCUUGUGUCUUGGUGACUGGCAAACGUUGCUGGCUGACGUGAAGUCGGUCAGCAACUUCUGGAAGUGGGCUACUGUGAUCUGUGGGUUGGUAGCCGUCGCUGCCAUCCUCCAUGCCCUCAGGCGUUUCUACCGCCUCCGCCGAUACAGGCAGGAGCAGGAGGCUCAGCAGCGAGAAUUUGAAGACCUCAGGCGCCAAGGUAACAUGGACCAGAAUGCGGAGCCGCCCGAAAAUCCCUGUGUCAUCUGCCUUACAAACCGCCGGGAGUGUGUGCUCCUGCCCUGCGGCCACGUCUGCUGUUGUUUUGACUGCUUCCAGGCUUUGCCCAACCGCAAUUGCCCCAUCUGCAGGAGAGCCAUAGAGCGGGUGGUUCCUCUUUAUCAGGCCUAAGAGAAUGGUCAGAACAGCUCCAAAAUAGCCAGUGGACCCUUCACACCACUACCAGCAAGGCAUUUCAGAGAGCUAACCAAACAGAGUCAUAUGGUCGUGUCAGGGAUUGGAAAGAUGAAACCACUGCUCCUUAAGUGUCAUGUCUCUUAGUUUCUCUCACCCCCUAUAUCAGUGGUUCUCAACCUGUGGGUCCCCAGAUGUUUUGGCCUUCA
Messenger RNA from Anolis sagrei ordinatus, 1375 nucleotides. RefSeq names its product mitochondrial ubiquitin ligase activator of nfkb 1-A-like. Gene Ontology annotation, biological process: protein ubiquitination; organelle organization. The record is from RefSeq and is a predicted model, not a curated record. Lineage: Eukaryota; Metazoa; Chordata; Lepidosauria; Squamata; Anolidae. Gene Ontology annotation, molecular function: ubiquitin-protein transferase activity.